CUGGCAGGGAAGAACAUGACCUGGUGGCCGGUGGGUGCCUCGCUGUUUGCCAGUAACAUUGGCAGUGGACAUUUCAUCGGCCUUGCAGGGUCAGGAGCUGCCGCAGGAAUCGGGGCUAUUGCGUAUGAGUGGAAUGGCAUGCUGAUGGUGCUGCUGCUGGGAUGGCUCUUCCUGCCCAUUUAUAUCGCCUCUGGGGUGACGACCAUGCCAGAGUACCUGCAGAAGCGGUUUGGUGGCAGGAGAACGCAAUUAUUUAUAGCCGUCCUGUCCUUAUUUAUAUACAUCUUCACGAAAAUAUCGGUGGACAUGUAUGCAGGUGCAGUGUUCAUUCAGCUCGCCUUGCAGUGGAACAUCUACCUGGCUGUGGUGCUGCUGCUGGCAGUCACCGCACUCUACACUAUAGCAGGUGGUCUGGCUGCAGUCAUCUACACAGAUGCCGCUCAAACUGCUAUCAUGCUGGCAGGAUCUCUCACCCUCAUGGGCUUCAGCUUUGCCGAGGUCGGAGGCUGGAACGCUCUAAUGGAGGGAUACGGCAGCGCCAUCCCUUCGGUCCGUGUGCCAAACUCGACCUGCGGCAUCCCCCGAGCUGACGCCUUCCACAUAUUCAGAGACCCCGUGGACUCUGACCUGCCGUGGCCUGGCGUCCUCAUCGGCAUGUCCAUCCCUUCCAUGUGGUACUGGUGUUCUGACCAGGUGAUUGUGCAGCGAUCCUUGGCUGCUAAGACCCUGACCCAUGCAAAAGGCGGCUCGCUGCUGGCAGCAUAUCUGAAGAUUCUGCCUUUCUUUGCCAUCAUGCUGCCCGGCAUGAUCAGCAGGAUACUUUACACAGACGAUGUGGCGUGUGCAGACCCUGAGCUGUGUCAACAGAUCUGUGGAAACCCAGUGGGCUGCUCAGAUACUGCCUACGCCCGACUGGUCAUGGAGCUGCUGCCUGCAGGACUGCGAGGUUUGAUGAUGGCGGUGAUGAUCGCUGCCCUCAUGUCCUCUCUGACCUCCAUCUUCAACAGCGCCAGCACCAUCUUCACCAUGGAUCUGUGGAAGAGCUUCAGAUCUCGUGCAUCCGAGUGGGAGCUUAUGAUAGUGGGCAGGGUGUUUGUGCUCGUGCUGGUGGUGCUGUCCGUGCUGUGGAUUCCUGUCGUCCAGGCCAGUCAGGGUGGGCAGCUUUUUAUCUACAUCCAGUCCAUCAGCACCUACCUGCAGCCCCCGGUCUCCAUCAUCUUCCUCUUGGGCUGCUUCUGGAAGAGGACUAACGAGAAGGGUGCAUUCUGGGGCCUGACCGUGGGCCUGCUGGUGGGCUGCAUCCGCAUGCUGCUGGACUUCAUUUACCCUAUGCCCCUGUGCAACGAGGAGGACGACAGACCCGAGGUGUUGAAAUACGUCCAUUACCUGUACUUCUCCAUCUUGCUGUCCGUCAUCACCCUGGUUGUGGUGGUCGCAGUCAGCCUGGCCACGGAGGAGCCCACACCGGAGCAGAUUAGUCGCCUCACCUGGUUCACAAGGUUUGACCCAGUGGAGCCCAAAGAGCAGGUCUUCUCAGUGGAGCGGAGCACUAAGACCUUAGAGAUUACCAGUCAGACCAAUGAGAUGGGAGAGCAGGAGGGCAGCAAUGGAAACACAUGUCAUUUCAGGAAAGACUCUUCAUCCUCUGUGUCCAGCGUCCAGAGGCAGUCCAGGCUGACGUCUGCCCUCUACUGGCUGUGUGGGAUGGAGAGAAGGAGGGAGGGAGGCAACAACCUCGUGACGCCUCCUGCACCUGAGACGACUGUCUGUUCCCUGGAAGAAAAACCACGUCUACGAAUCAUUGUUAACGUCAACCUCAUCAUUUGCCUCUCUGUAACUGCCUUCAUCAUCGGCUACUGGGCUUGA
Chelmon rostratus (copperband butterflyfish) is the source of this 1866-nucleotide messenger RNA. It is a transcript of the gene slc5a11, whose product is annotated as solute carrier family 5 member 11. Gene Ontology annotation, cellular component: plasma membrane. The record is from RefSeq and is a predicted model, not a curated record. Gene Ontology annotation, molecular function: D-glucose:sodium symporter activity. The coding region runs from base 16 to 1866 and encodes 616 amino acids. The transcript has 14 exons. Lineage: Eukaryota; Metazoa; Chordata; Actinopteri; Chaetodontiformes; Chaetodontidae. Gene Ontology annotation, biological process: transmembrane transport.